Messenger RNA from Ostrinia furnacalis (Asian corn borer), 3930 nucleotides. RefSeq names its product sodium potassium chloride cotransporter. Gene Ontology annotation, molecular function: sodium:potassium:chloride symporter activity. The transcript has 21 exons. The record is from RefSeq and is a predicted model, not a curated record. Bases 358 to 3546 code for a protein of 1062 amino acids. NCBI's taxonomy places the organism in Eukaryota, Metazoa, Arthropoda, Insecta, Lepidoptera, Crambidae. Gene Ontology annotation, biological process: sodium ion homeostasis; cell volume homeostasis; sodium ion transmembrane transport. Gene Ontology annotation, cellular component: membrane.
GAUCGCGCGCUCGGACGCACGCCGUGACACUCCUCGCGAAUUGUAGCGGUUUUCGCACACGACUACCUCCGCAACCAGUCUAACAUUCCCGUGAACAUCAAUGAACUUUCACUUAAAAGUGUCUCUAAAGUGAAUUUAAAUUAUUUAUAUUUAUGUGUUGUAACUGUGAAGUGAACAUAAACACUUUUUUGUGAGGAAGCAAUGUUUAUUGUGUUAUAAAAACCUGCUUAACGAGACGCCUGACUCAAGGAAAGUAUGUGGUUGCUCACACAUACGACAAAUUACCCACGUUCUACAAUCACACGUCGAGAGCUGGACCCCUGCAGAACCAAUCCUCGGUAGUCCACCGACACAGCAAUGGAAGGGAACAGAUUCUCAGUGUCCACAGUGGAGCCAGAAAGCAAGAAGAAUGGCAUCCACAUGGGCGCUAGCAUCAUAUCGCGGCCGCUGCGGAACUCUGCGGAGACGGCGGAGCGAGGAGUGGCGGUCGUGGCUCCCAACGCCCACCCAGAUACAUGGCUCCACGAUGCCGGCUGGAGGAGGAAGCGGUCCCUGGCACAGCUCACCAGGGAGGCCCUGCCGAGGAUGGAAAACUAUAGGAACUCUAAGAGGGCGCUGAAAAGGCCAAGUUUAGGAGAACUGCACGGAGACCACUUAAUCACUGAAGAGGACGAAAAAGACCAAAGAGACACUAAGUCGCCGACCCCGGCGUUCGGCAUCAAGUUAGGAUGGAUACAAGGGGUGUUAAUACCAUGUCUGCUCAACAUCUGGGGGGUGAUGCUGUUCCUGCGGAUUUCGUGGGUGGUGGCGCAGGCGGGCAUCGGGCUGUCGCUCGUCAUCAUCGCCAUCUCCGCCAUCGUGUGCGUCAUCACGACGCUCUCCAUGAGCGCCAUCUGCACAAAUGGGGAAGUCAAAGGAGGUGGCAUCUACUACAUCAUAUCCAGGUCCCUGGGCCCGGAGUUCGGGGCGUCUGUGGGCAUUAUCUUCGCGUUCGCGAACGCGGUAGCCGCUAGCAUGAACACCAUUGGGUUCUGUGACUCGCUCAACGACCUCCUCAAGAGUCUGGACGUGAGGAUCAUCGAUAACGCAGUGAACGACGUGAGGAUUGUGGGCACCGUGGCUCUCAUCGUCAUGUGCUUCAUCUGCGCGGUGGGAAUGGACUGGGAGAGCAAAGCGCAGAAUUUCUUGAUCGCUAUCAUAGUAGGAGCUAUGGUAGACUUCAUAAUCGGGACAAUUAUGGGACCAAAAGAUGCGUCAGAAAUAGCCCAUGGAUUCGUGGGAUUUAGUACUGCGGUCUUCAAGGAAAACUUCAAGCCAGAUUUUCGCUACAGCGAAAAAGUGCAUCAAGACUUCUUCAGUGUUUUCGCUAUAUUCUUCCCAUCGGUGACAGGCAUUCAAGCUGGUGCUAACAUCUCCGGGGAUCUGAAGGACCCUGCAUCAGCAAUCCCCAAAGGCACCCUGCUCUCGCUGCUGAUAUCCAUGCUGAGUUACGCGCUCAUGGUGCUGUUCUCCGGGGGCGGGGCCCUGCGCGACGCCAGCGGGAACGUGACGGAUCUGAUCAUGGUCAACGGCACCAUGGAUGUCAGCGGGCUGCGGGACUGCAACGGAACUUGCCAAUUUGGACUGCACAACAGUUAUUCAGUCAUGCAACUGAUGUCGGGCUGGGGUCCGCUGAUCUACGGUGGGUGCUGGGCGGCCACUUUAUCCACUGCCCUCACAAACCUCCUGUCCGUACCUCGCCUCAUCCAAGCCCUGGGCGUCGACCGCAUCUAUCCUGGACUCAUCUUCUUCUCAAAGCCUUACGGGCGACACGGCGAGCCCUACCGAGGAUAUGUGCUUACAUUCUUCGUGUCACUUGUUUUUCUUCUAAUCGCUGACCUGAACACCAUCGCGCCGCUGAUCUCCAACUUCUACUUGACCUCGUAUGCUCUCAUCAACUUCUGUACCUUCCAUGCGGCGCUGGUGCGCCCACUCGGGUGGAGACCUACAUUCCGGUAUUAUAACGUGUGGGUGUCGCUCGUCGGCUUCCUGAUGUGCGUGGCCAUCAUGCUGCUGAUCAGCUGGAUGAUGUCGCUCAUCACAUUCGCCAUCUUCAUCACACUUUACCUUAUCGUGCAUUAUCGUAAACCUGACGUGAACUGGGGAAGCAGUACCCAAGCGCAAAUGUACAAAACGGCUCUAUCAAGCGCCCACAACUUGGCUCGAACUGGGGAGCACGUGAAGAACUACUGGCCCCAACUCCUGGUUUUGUCCGGGGUGCCGCAGACCAGACCCGCUCUGGUGGACUUGGGCAACCUCAUCACUAAGGCUGGCUCGCUCAUGAUCGUGGGGGAUAUAUCUGAGAAAAAGUUAUCCUACAAAGAGCGAUCGCUCCGAUCACGCGCGAGUGACGAGUGGCUGCGCGAUCGCAAGGUUAAGGCGUUCUGCGGCGGCGUGCACGGGUUCAACUUCGAGCUGGGCGCGCGCGCACUUAUGCAGGCCACGGGCGUCGGCCGCCUGGCGCCCAACGUGUUGCUCAUGGGCUACAAGGCUGAUUGGGCCACUGCUCCCGCGGAGGACUUGGUGGCUUACUUCAAUGUUUUACAUGCCGCCUUCGAGAACCGCCUAGCAGUAGCGAUUGUGCGCGUAGCGGGUGGACUGGACUGCGGCGAGGCGGCCGAGGCGGCGGAACAAGGAAGCGCGGCCGGCGGGCUCACCGCUACGUCAGCUGGUAGCGGCGACCUGCGGAUACGUCGCGGGCCUUCCAACAUCAUGCACGCUGAUUCAGACCUGGAUAUACGGUCGUCGGACUCGCAGCCAUCUAGCCGGCACAAUUUGACAAAUCUGUUGACGUUGACGACUUCGCGGUCGUUCACAAUAUCGGAGAAGGAAACGAAGGAACGAAAGAAAGACAAGAAACCGUCGGACAUACAUCGCCAGAUUGUGUACAAGGCCUCCAACGGAGUUGAGAUAUCGAAGGCACAGCUCUCGCAGAUGACUCUAUUCCAGAGAAAACAGGAGCCAGGGUCGAUAGACGUGUGGUGGCUGUACGACGACGGCGGGCUGACGAUCCUGCUGCCGUAUAUUAUUUCCCAGCGCUCGGCGUGGGCGCACUGCAAGCUGCGCGUCUUCGCGCUCGCCAACCGCCGCCACGAGAUGGAGCUGGAGGAGAGGAACAUGGCGAACCUGCUCUCCAAGUUCCGCAUCGACUACUCGUCGCUGACGAUGGUGCAGGACAUCACGGAGGCGCCGCAGGACGACACCAAGAAGAUGUUCGACGAGCUCGUCAGCAAGUACACCUCCGACACCGCCAGUGAAGAGUGCCGCAUCAGCGAGACGGAGCUGCUGACAUUAGCGGAGAAGACAAACCGCCAGUUGCGUCUACGCGAGCUGUUAAUAGCCAACUCCAGCGAGGCGCGCCUCGUCGUCAUGUCGCUGCCAAUGCCGAGAAAGGGCUCGGUGUCGGCGCCGCUGUACAUGGCGUGGCUGGAGAUGAUGAGCCGCGACCUGCCGCCCAUGCUCUUCGUCAGAGGGAACCACACCUCCGUGCUUACCUUCUACUCUUAGAUCAAUCUACACAGCGGGGUUACUCCAAAGUUAUCCGAUCUUUCGAAUUUGCCGUCGCUCUCACGCAAAGAGAUAUGCCAGCAUGAGGGACAGUGACAGAUGGACCCGAAACUACGUUACGGAGUAGCCCUACCUACAGGUCACUAGGAUAGGUGCUAGUGUACAGUCGACAACACAUCAGAUCAACAUUUGUUGCAACAUCGCACCGUUACUUAUAAGAUGCCGCCAUAUUUAAUUUGAUGUGCCGCCAUCUGUAGUUUAAUUUAUACUUGAACUUGGCUUGACACGCUACCACGUGUCUAGAUAAAAACAGGUACUUACUUGCCGAUUAUUUUCUUUUCUAUGAGCAAUGUUAUCGAUGUGAUUAAAUGGACUUUAAAAUGA